Molecule: messenger RNA, 1179 nt
Organism: Leptosia nina
Lineage: Eukaryota; Metazoa; Arthropoda; Insecta; Lepidoptera; Pieridae
Source: the annotation of a GenBank genome assembly
AUGUUGUAUUUCGUUUUAUUUAUUACGUCUUUUGUUUGUUAUUCAAAUGCAUUGGACAGAAAGAUAUUUGCAAAGCUUAAUCCAGGAUGUGACGAGUGUUCUAAUAAUGCAACAACUCUAGUAUACAUUCGAAGUGAAGGGAAUGCAGAUGUAAUCCAUCAGAUUUGGGAUUUCACUAAGCACCUACCUACUAUUGUACUCUGUGUAGGAAGUUUAAACUCGUCCUUGGAAAUAAAUUGGGAGAGGUCAGAACCAGUUAAAUUUGUUUGGUCAGAGAAACCAUGGUACUCUUUUGCUACGGCUAUAGACAAACUAUGUGAAUAUGAAGACUUACACGACACUGGCUACAUAGACCCCCAUUACCCACAAAGGGAAUACAACCUAGAUGGAGUCUCAUGGGUGUUAGAUGAGAGCAUUUUUACAGACAGUGAAGCUAUGGUUCAUGUUUCAGGCAAAAUACAUAAUCGGCAUCGCAAAAGAGAUGGGAUUGUCAGUAUUAAGCUGGACCUGCUACCGUUUAAGGAUUACGCGGUGGAACUUCCUCACUUAGUCCAUACGGCCAAUUCGACGCUGAUCGACGUUAGCCUCGUAAAUUUGACCACGUCCCGCGGGUUCAACGCGUCUAGGUAUGCGCUGCAUUUCUUGCUCGCGAGCACAGACUAUCCGGCCGAUACAAUGCAUUACACGAUGCGCAAGAGCUUGGACGACGAGCACACGCCAGGAGUCUUCGAGAUAAUAGAAAUAAAGACACCGUCGCUGUACAAUAACAACCAAGGUGGAUAUCUACAGUUUCGACCUGUAGGUUAUACAGCACCAGAACGGAAUGUUGCCAGUUCAACUGUGGCUCAUGUUUCCCAAUUUAACAGAACAGUGAUGCCAUUUGACAGCACCCUACGACUCUUCUUCAGAGACUCUCCAUCUAUGAUUCUGAUUCAGGAUAUGUUUGUCUCAUUCGGUGACAGUGGAGAUGGGUUCUACAAACAGCACAAUUACACCGCCUGGUCUUUUACCAUGGGCUAUGGAUCACCACCUGUGGAAGGUUUCUCACUCUUUGUAAUCCUGAUAAUAUCAAUUGGCCUUGGAGUGCCAAUUGUCUUAGCCCUCUCUGGAGUGACGUUCGUGUUAUUCAGAAGGUACAGACAGACAAACUCUCGGACUAGGUUCACAAAUGAGGACUGA